AUGGAGAUGUGUUUCAACAUGAUGGACAGCGAUGCCUCGGGCGCCAUCGAUGCAAGCGAGCUCUCCGACGCCUUUGGACUUCUGGGCAUCCGCAUCGGCCCUACUGGCAUCGCCGCCCUGCUGGACAAGGUGGACAAGGAUGGGACGGGGGAGAUCGAGCUGGGCGAGUUCUCCGAGAUGAUGACGGAGCAGCUGGCCCAGCUCGCCCAGGGCGCUGAGUCAGCGUCUGCCGCGGGGCUCCUGUCCCUGGACGUGGUGGUGGUCGGCUACCGCCGGGCCAAGCUGCUGCAGGCCCUGCAGGGGGCAGACAACGAGUUCUUGCUGGCCACGGCCGCCGGGGAGGCGGCGGCCCAGGCAGGCGCGAGGGGCAGGGAGGCUUCGCCGCUGCCAGAGGGACGGGGCCCUGGGGUGGCGGAGCCCAUCCCACUCCGGGCAGCCCGGCCAACUUCCCUGCAAGCGAGGCGGGCUCGUGCUGUGUUGGAGAGGGCUCUGGGCCAGAGGAGCCGGGUGCUGGGGCUGGAGACGUGA
Molecule: messenger RNA, 528 nt
Organism: Auxenochlorella protothecoides
Lineage: Eukaryota; Viridiplantae; Chlorophyta; Trebouxiophyceae; Chlorellales; Chlorellaceae
Product: putative calcium-binding protein CML8
Exons: 3
Coding region: 1-528 (175 amino acids)
Molecular function (GO): calcium ion binding
Source: RefSeq, a predicted model, not a curated record